UUUCUUUCCUUUCCUAUUUUUUCCCCUCUUCCCACCUCUUCCCACCUCUUCCAUCUCCACUCCUUUCUGCGCACUGGCGACGCAACACACUCUUGGCUCUCAACCAACUUGGCGUAUGCCGUGCAGAUGUCGCUACCAGCACAGCCCUCGGCCUAUGCCACAAAUCACGAUUCAUAUCGCCACCAUCUGCGUUCAUCUUGCGCCGCUUGUCGCAUGUCCACGUUGCGGGUCUGAUAAUCUGCGGCCAUGUAAAUUUCGUGGCUCCUGUUAUGAUCCAUUGUACUUGCUGCCGCAUAAGCUGAGGCUGCUGCCCCGGUUUUCUUGGCCAGGCAAACAAUUUGCCUUGCAUUGGGUUUAUAAGCCAGCGCUUGAUCUGGGGUUUGGCUCAUUUAAUCAAGCGAUGUAGGAAGCUGCUCCUGACCUGUCGUGAAAUGAGAGUGAUGAUUAGCUUCUGCAGUGCCAUGUUAUAGAGGUAGGUGGUCGUAAAAUGUACCCAUAGACUUGUAACAGACUUGAAUAGGCAGGUGUAGGGUGGGUUGAAGCGUGUAGAGU
Messenger RNA from Trichoderma asperellum CBS 433.97, 552 nucleotides. NCBI's taxonomy places the organism in Eukaryota, Fungi, Ascomycota, Sordariomycetes, Hypocreales, Hypocreaceae. The record is from RefSeq and is a predicted model, not a curated record.